This is a messenger RNA of Panicum virgatum (switchgrass), 2013 nucleotides long. RefSeq lists its product as uncharacterized. Lineage: Eukaryota; Viridiplantae; Streptophyta; Magnoliopsida; Poales; Poaceae. The record is from RefSeq and is a predicted model, not a curated record. Gene Ontology annotation, molecular function: zinc ion binding. Bases 658 to 1860 code for a protein of 400 amino acids. The transcript has 5 exons.
UGGGGGCGCUGCGGAGUGCGGCCACAUUGGGGCGUACGGCAGCGCCGGCAGGUUGAGCUCGAAGACGCGCCAGGUACAUUACUGAUUUUUUCUCACGAUUUCGAUUGCUCAUGAAAGCAGAGGGGUGUGAUUGGCUUGUAUUUGCUUGCAUAUGUGAUGAGGCUGCAUUGUUGUUCAUCUGUAGGAUGGACGACAAUAGUCGCUUCAAGCUAGAAAUUCGAAACGUUGCUCCCAACUGUCGUGGUAGAUGGUACAACUUGGAAAAAAUUAUGGAUGCUGACUUCACCAACUUUAGAGAUUUAGUUGAUGAAGUUGUUGACAAGUGUCCUCCCAGUUUCGGCGAUGUAGUAAAACUGUUUUACUCAUGCAUGGAUACAAAGGCCAAUAUCCAAGUCUUUUCUGACCAAGAUUUGGUUGAAAUGUUUGCAAAACAUGAAGCUUCAAAGUGCAGUUAUAUGACUUUCUGUUAUCAUAGUCCUGAUAGUGAGCCUCCUGAGAUUCCUGUAUGGGAUGUUACUACUACUAGCAAGUCAGUUGCACCCCCAUGCACUCCUUCAAUGCCAUGUCCUAGCAUAACAGAACUAAGCUUUGGAACUCAUAAUCAUGAAACUGAACAAAUGACCAACCCAAACCCACGUGAUGAGUACCUAGGUGUGGAUGGGGAAGGGUUAUAUAUUGAUAUUGGUCCCGAAAAUCCAGAACCCUUACAUGUUUGAGAAACAUUAUCAAGCAAUGGCUGAACACAAACCAGAGGCUAUGAAAUAUCUUCAGGAAAACCAUAAUAAAUUAUGGACCAGGAGCCAAUUCUCCACAUUGUCAAAGGUGGAUUAUAUUACAAAUAAUUUGGCUGAGUCCUUCAACAAUUGGGAUCAUAAGAGCAAGAACCUGGAUGACCUGAUGGAUACCAUUAGACAGCGAAUCUUUAUUAAAUGGAAUCAAAGGAAACGAAUUGUCCAGCAGUUUCAAGGCAAGAUUCUGCCUCAUAUAGUUCAAAAGUUGAGGGAAGACAGCUAUAACCUUGACAUUGAAGUUAUCACAAGCUCACCUGAUGGUAUUGGAGAACUUUGUGCUAAGGAGCGUUCUGUCAGCAGCUACAGGUUUGUAGUCAACUUAAUUGAGAGGACUUGCACCUGCAGGGCUUGGCAAGGGUCAGGAAUACCCUGCAAACAUGCUAUUGCAUAUAUCACAUCAAUUCCUGGUGCAAUUUUAGAGGACUAUGUGCAUGAGUACUACUCAGUUGACAAAUUCAAAGCUGCAUAUCAAGGAAGGCACAAGAACAGGAUGAAAUCAGCUAUGGAGGGAGGUAGUGGAGGUACUGGUAGCAAAGAGACUGGCAAGAGGAGACAUAAGUGCCCAAUAUGCAAAGAGUUAGGGCACCACUGGUACAAAUGUAACAAUGGGAAUCUAGAAGAUAUACCUGCAAUGGAGCAUGAGAGGGGUCCACCAAAGAAACAGCUCAAGAAGAAAGCAGCUGCUUGUACCACAGAGAGUAGCAUUAUUGUGGCCACUCCUGCAUCAGGAAUGGUCUGGCCACACAAUGAGGCAGUGGCUAAUGCUACACACAAGAAAGGGAAGAGAAAAUCAUCUUCAUCAUCAUCAGGUGCCAAGAAAAGGAAGAAGACAACAACCAGUACUUCAACAAGUACGGCUAGCAGAUCUGGAACUGGAUCUAAUGAUCCUGUGCCUCUCCAAGUUCUGCCUCCUGUUCUGCCUGCUGCCUCAGCACAUACAGCGCUCACACCAAUGAAGAAAUGUGGUGUCACGAAGAAGCUAACACCAAAAAGGGCGUCAGUUCAGGUUGACAGGCCGACCAGCCCAGCUGCAAAUACUAGAAGCAAGAAGAAACUGAAGCUUGAAUAAAAUGUGAUUGAUGAGUGUUAUUUUGUUCUGUAAUAUUAUGCAAUGGAGUUGUCUUUAAGACACUUUAGUUUCGAUGACCAGUCCUGUGGAGAUGGAAACCGGUAACUUAAGUGCUUAAAUGUUGAUGCAAUGAACAAGUACUUUGUGAUGUUA